This is a messenger RNA of Argentina anserina (silverweed cinquefoil), 916 nucleotides long. RefSeq lists its product as uncharacterized. Bases 201 to 704 code for a protein of 167 amino acids. The record is from RefSeq and is a predicted model, not a curated record. Gene Ontology annotation, biological process: translation. The transcript is spliced from 3 exons. Gene Ontology annotation, cellular component: ribosome. Gene Ontology annotation, molecular function: structural constituent of ribosome; small ribosomal subunit rRNA binding. NCBI's taxonomy places the organism in Eukaryota, Viridiplantae, Streptophyta, Magnoliopsida, Rosales, Rosaceae.
UAAAACCCUCAGUCGUCGUCAUCGUUCCUCUUCAUUCUCCCAGAGUCCCAAUUUUCGUACCGACGAUCCCCUCACUCUCUCUAUCUCUGAUUGCUUCAGUAGUCCUCUUCUUAAUCUGGUAAUUUUCGGUCCUGUAUCGAUCCGUGCAUCUAGGUGAGACCGGUGUUGAGCUGCCCAAGCGAAAAAAGAGUGAGGAAGAAAUGCCUCUGUAUGAUUGUAUGCUUCUGGCGAAGCCCCAUGUAAAGAAGGAGGCGCUGUUGGACCUGGUCACUAGGGUAGGCAAGCACGUUCUCCGGAGAAAUGGGGUUAUCACCGACUUCAGGUCCUUUGGCGCUGUGCACUUGGGUUAUGGUAUUAAGAAGCUUGACGGCAGAUUUUAUAAGGGUCAACUGAUGCAGAUGACUAUGAUGGCUACACCUAACAUGAACAAGGAGCUGCAUUACCUGAACAAGGAAGAUCGGUUGCUACGCUGGCUCUUGGUUAAACACCGAGACACACAGUAUGGUUUGGACUUUCUUAGUGAAGCGGAUUCCAAAAAUGAACUCGAUCGGUUUCGUGGGAGAAGCAUAUAUGAAAUGGCCGGGAUGGAUGAGGUUGAUGAUGAAGAUGAUGAUGACGACGACGACGAUGAUGAGUACGAUGAGGACUACAAACAGGAUGAUGAAUAUGGGGUUGACCAGGAAGGAAAGCAGAUUGAUGGUUGAUGGAUGUCCAGGGGUGAUCUUCUUCUAAGAUUUCUUAUUACCGUUUGUCAUAAAGUUUUGUAGCAGCAAAAACAUUUGUGAACUAUGUUGGAUGAAAAUCGUCAUAUCAACGUUUUAGAUGUUGAGCUUUUAAUUUUUCAUGUGCGCGGUGCACCAGAAUUUGAUUUCGUUCCCUAUCUUCUGUUAAAGUCUUGCAAAUGAAGUUUAUCACU